CCCCAUUGAAACGAUGACAGGCGCCAACUACAUGGGAGGGAAAAGGAAUGCUGCCCGAGCGCGGACCAAAGACAGUACAGGUCGGGUGCAAAAGCGACAUUUUGGUCAACAGAGGCUGGCAGCUGCAUUAUGCAACACAAGGGAAGAAAGGGGGAAGCCCGAAAAGAUAACCCUGAACUCUAUUUUACAUCAAAUCAAUCUUGCUCCUGCACAGCGGGACGCGAAAGUCAAAGGCGGCCUCCCCUCCACGGCGCAUACAAGCACAUUGUGCGACACAUCAUUCGCCCACUGCACCGCACUUGACACCUCAAAGCGUCGAAAAAAACCUUCGAAAAUACUUCGAGCCCUUGAUAUUUCUGAUCGUAUGUGAUAUAUCCCCUGAUACAUGUCAACCUGUCCUAUAUGCAC
This is a messenger RNA of Suillus clintonianus, 408 nucleotides long. RefSeq lists its product as uncharacterized. Bases 14 to 370 code for a protein of 118 amino acids. The transcript is spliced from 2 exons. The record is from RefSeq and is a predicted model, not a curated record. NCBI's taxonomy places the organism in Eukaryota, Fungi, Basidiomycota, Agaricomycetes, Boletales, Suillaceae.